ACACAGCCAUUUUAAAUUCUUUAUUAUUUCUCUAUAUAUUUACCUUCUUCCUCGCGCGUGAACCAACGUUCUUCAGCUCUCCAGCGCCGCCAGUUCUCCCCAGCGCCGCCAGUUCUCCCCUCGUUCUCCAUCCUCCAUUAAAGAGAAAUGAAUGCGCCAUCUCCAGUCCACGACGACAAUGAUAAUGGGGAGCAGACUUUCAUAGAUGAAAGUGAUAUAAUUAACGAGUAUGAAAUCGAUGAUGAAGAACUCCCCGAUGCAGAUGAGGAAGGUGGCUCUGGUGGAGAAGAAGAAUUCGAUGGAAUUGAUGAUUCUGUACAUAUAUUCACUGGUCACACAGGUGAACUGUAUACUGCUGCAUGUAGUCCAACAGAUGCUUCUCUCGUGGCAACUGGAGGCGGAGAUGAUAAAGGAUUUCUGUGGAGGAUUGGUCAAGGAGAUUGGGCUUUUGAAUUGCAAGGCCACCAGGAAACUGUAUCUUGUUUAUCCUUUAGCAUGGAUGGACAACUGAUUGCAUCUGGAGGCUUGGAUGGAGUAGUGAAAGUGUGGGACGUAGCAAAGGAAGAACUGAAAUGUACUCUCGAGGGUCCUGGUGCAGGCAUUGAGUGGGUCAGGUGGCAUCCGAAAGGACACUUGGUCUUGGCUGGUGCAGAGGAUUCCUCAAUCUGGAUGUGGAAUGCUGACAAGGGGGGCGCUUAUCUCAAUGUUUUCUCAGGUCAUGGGGGUAGUGUGACCUGCGGAGAUUUUACACCCGAUGGUAAAACAAUUUGUAGUGGUUCUGAUGAUGCAACUAUGAAAAUUUGGAAUCCUAGAAAUGCGGAAAUCAUUCAUGAUGUUAGAGGUCAUCCUUAUCACACUGAAGGAAUCACAUGCUUGACAAUCAGCUCCGAUUCUAGUCUUGUUAUUACUGGUUCAAGCGAUGGUUCGGUGCACGUUGUCAAUAUAUCCACGGGAAAGGUUGUUCUAUCCUUGAAUGCACAUACAGAUUCAGUAGAGUCUGCUGCUUUCGAACCAAGCUCUCGACGGGAUAGCUGGAGGGCUGCAACCGGAGGCCUGGACAAGAAGCUUAUAAUCUGGGACCAGCAUUCAUCUCCACGUUGCAUAUGCGAACACGAGGACACAGUGGCAUGUUUGCUAUGGCUUGCCGGUUCGAGAUACAUAGCCACAGGCUGUCUUGACGGGAAGGUACGCAUAUGGGACAGCCUAUCCGGAGAUUGUGCCAAAGUGCUCAGUGGACACUCUGAUGCCAUUCAAUCCCUGGCUGUGUCGUCUAAUGGAGAAUACCUUGUGUCUGUUUCGAUCGAUGAAACCGCUCGGGUGUUUGAGAUUGCAGAGUUCAGAUAGUUAUUCAUUCAUGGCAGCCUCGUGAGUUCAAACUUCAUUUAUCUUUUGGUUUGCUUUUCAGACAAUUAAAAGCUUGUGUUGAGUAAGUGUGGUGUUUAUAUAUGUAUCAUAGCUUGGAUGAUUAUAUACUGUUAUGGAAGUUUUGGUUGAUUUAUCUUCA
This is a messenger RNA of Salvia splendens (bonfire salvia), 1504 nucleotides long. RefSeq names its product angio-associated migratory cell protein. Gene Ontology annotation, molecular function: protein binding. NCBI's taxonomy places the organism in Eukaryota, Viridiplantae, Streptophyta, Magnoliopsida, Lamiales, Lamiaceae. The transcript is spliced from 12 exons. Bases 148 to 1344 code for a protein of 398 amino acids. The record is from RefSeq and is a predicted model, not a curated record.